AUGUCUAAUUACCCAGCCUACAUAAAUGAUAAACCACCUGUUAUAACCCUCAAGGAAUAUGAUAUUGCUCCUUGGGCAAAAACUACUUGUGUGGACCGAAGGGAUGAUGACUAUGUUGUCGUAUUAAUGGAGAACCCAGACCAGAUCAUUGCAAAAAUUGAUCCCAAAGACUACGAUGUACUUUAUAAAGUGUUUAACAGUGCUCAUCAGACCUAUGCAGACCAGUUAGUUAAGGAAAAACUAGAGAAAGAGUCUAAAGGCGUGGAUUCGGAAGGGAAGGGCGCCUUAGCUGAUAAAUGA
This is a messenger RNA of Priceomyces carsonii, 300 nucleotides long. RefSeq lists its product as uncharacterized. The record is from RefSeq and is a predicted model, not a curated record. NCBI's taxonomy places the organism in Eukaryota, Fungi, Ascomycota, Pichiomycetes, Serinales, Debaryomycetaceae. The transcript has a single exon. The coding region runs from base 1 to 300 and encodes 99 amino acids.